AAACUGAAAAACGCAGAAGAAACAGGGUAAAGAUAAGAUCCUAGCCUAUCCGCCUCAUCUGCGAGGGCCUAGCUGCCCUUCCGUAACUACCAAAAGUACCUGUCUAGCGUACGGAAAAGAAGGAAUUCUCUGAUCUACGUUAACCGCCGACCGCGCAAAGAGAAAGGAGCACACAAGAAGAGAGAGAGAAGCAAGAAGAGAAAAGUGAGAUGGCAGUUUCCGGCGAAGAAUUCGAUGUAAUAGUGGUGGGAGCUGGCGUCAUGGGCAGCUCCACCGCGUAUCAAGUUUCGAAAAGAGGUCACAAAGUCCUCCUCCUCGAGCAGUUCGAUUUCUUACACCAGCGUGGCUCAUCUCACGGCGAGUCUCGUACUAUACGCUCAACUUACCCAGAGGAAUACUACUAUCCCAUGGUGAUGGAGUCCUACAAACUCUGGGAAGAAGCUGAGUCCCACAUCGGCUACAAGGUUUACUUCAAGGCUCAACAAUUCGAUAUGGGUUCGUCCGAUAACAAGUGUCUCCGUGAAGUCAUAGCCACUUGUCAGAAACACUCUGUCCCACAUGAAAUUCUCGACCGCCAACAAGUUUCCGACAAGUUUUCAGGCAGGUUCGAUAUUCCUGACAAUUGGGUUGGAUUGUGUACUGGUGAUGGUGGUGUGAUAAAGCCCACUAAAGCAGUUUCUAUGUUUCAAACUCUGGCGAUUCAAAACGGUACUGUUCUUAGGGACUACAUGGAAGUGAAAGAUAUAAGAAAAGAUGGUGUGAAAGGGGGUGUGUGGGUUUACACUAGCAAUGGUGAAAAGUUCUGGGGUAAAAAAUGUGUGGUAACAGUUGGGGCUUGGACUACAAAGUUAGUUAAAACGGUUAGUGGGAUUGAUUUGCCUAUACAACCUUUGGAGACUAUGGUGUGUUAUUGGAGGAUUAAGGAGGGGCAUGAGGAUAAGUAUGCAAUUGGUGGUGAUUUUCCAACUUUUGCAUCCUACGGUGAGCCUUAUAUAUACGGCACGCCGUCUUUGGAGUUUCCGGGGUUGAUUAAGGUUGCAGUGCAUGGUGGGUAUCCAUGUGAUCCGGAUAAGAGGCCAUGGGGGCCUGGAAUGGCAUUAGGGAAUUUGAAACAAUGGGUGGAAGAGAGGCUGUCAAGCUUGGUUGAUUCUGGAGGGCCUGUGGCUACACAGUUGUGCAUGUAUUCAAUGACCCCAGAUGAGGAUUAUGUGAUUGAUUUCUUGGGUGGGGAGUUUGGGAAGGAUGUUGUGGUCGGAGGUGGUUUUUCAGGGCAUGGGUUCAAGAUGAGUCCGGUGGUAGGGAGAAUACUCACUGACCUUGUGCUCACUGGGGAGGCAAAAGGCGUUGAGCUAAAGCACUUCAGGAUUGGAAGGUUUGAGGAGAAUCCUAAAGGGAAUUUCAAAGAAUUUUUACAUCAUGUGAUGUAAUCUGCUAUCAUUCCUCAAUGAUUGAAUAAAAGUUCAUUUUUAUUUCUCUGUAAUUAUAAUUGUGUACAUUGGUGCCAGUAGUGUCUAAUGUUUGAUUGUGCUGCAAAAUUGCUGUCUUAUAUAUACAUGUAUAAGUUGUAUUAGCAAUCUCUCUCUUAAUGUACUAGUACCUUAUUAAUGCU
Quercus lobata is the source of this 1609-nucleotide messenger RNA. RefSeq names its product probable sarcosine oxidase. Gene Ontology annotation, molecular function: sarcosine oxidase activity; flavin adenine dinucleotide binding. Bases 210 to 1427 code for a protein of 405 amino acids. The transcript has 2 exons. Lineage: Eukaryota; Viridiplantae; Streptophyta; Magnoliopsida; Fagales; Fagaceae. The record is from RefSeq and is a predicted model, not a curated record.